Molecule: messenger RNA, 3444 nt
Organism: Phytomonas sp. EM1
Lineage: Eukaryota; Euglenozoa; Kinetoplastea; Trypanosomatida; Trypanosomatidae
Source: the annotation of a GenBank genome assembly
AUGCAGGAAUGUACCUAUGGAACCUCUGUGACUUCUAGCUCACAACAAGGUCCCUCAUCCACCACAGAAUCGGAUGACCCCUCGGAUCAUGUAGGCACGGUUAUAUCAUCAGAGAAAAAUCUAACCCACAACAAUAACUCAGAAGGCGGCAAAACACGCGCGCCUAGUUCAACAUUACCACCCAAUAAGAACCUUAACGUGUGUAAGUCACAGGAAACGGGGAGGAAUGGUAAUGAGAUGCCUACCAAACUUGGUGUGAGCAAUACUCCUACUACGUGGCAUUCAACACAGCUGUCCACAUCGCAAAAGGUAGGUAUGACACGGACAGCGCUUUCGAAGGCUCUAUGUGCGAUUGCCAAGACGACGAAGAACCGGAAUGCCUCCCCCGCGCAGUCUCGACCUCUCUAUCGACCGCGCCAUGUCACGGACACGGAUCGAUCAUACAAUGAGCGCGGCCCACGUGGUAGCACUCUGAAGGAAGCUAAUCCGAAGGAGCCCCACAAAGAGGAGGAUUCGACCUCGGUGUUGGGGUUAAACGUGACAGCACCGCUCUCCUCCACUACGAGCAGACCCACUGACGGCGUAAGCGGCCGUCAGGGCGUGGUUGAGCGAGACGAUGGAAAGUCACAUUUGCCUCCAGUGACCUCGCCCUACAUUCGCCGACAAUGCCCCUCGCGGCGAUGCAAGUCCGCUACACCGGCGAUAAGUACUCUGCAAGCAUCGUCAGGGGAAAAGCAUAGCAAUAACAAAGAUGGUUCCUUGUCGGGGAGGAUACUGCGGGCUCUGGGCGCAGGGACAGCGAACUCAUCACCGGCAAAAGAUAUUCCUUCACUAGGCUCGAAAGGAUACACUAAGUUUUUCUCAGUAGACACUUCGUGCCUCUCCAGCUCACAAUCUAAACAGCAGAAAGAUGCCUCACCUAAGCUAGUCAAUGAGGGAAGCAUUUUCUCAAGGUCAGCAAUUACAAAUCCCCUCCCUGAUGACGACUCCAUAAACAAACCUAAAGAAGCACUCGUGACAUGUGCCUCUGAGGUGCACCGAUUGUAUAGAAAUAUCCUUAUAAAUCGGCCUAGGUCACCGUUACCUUUUAUCAUUGAUCAGCUUCACCAGCAAUUGGAACAUAAAAAUUGCCACGACGUGCCGUCACCAGGCGAAGAAAGUAAAACAAUAAGCCGUGAGGUGCACUUUGUAGAGGAUGAUUCAAUGCAGGGAGAAACGCCCCCAGCUAAGCAACAGCCACCUCAAGGAGGGAACUCAAGUCUUAGUCACGGUCUGGGUGUGCAGCCGGUGGAGUCACCGCCGAAGGAACAUAUUUCCGAGGCAUUGAGUAUAGGAAAGCCUGUAAUGUUCGUAUCGUCGUCCACUGGAAACGGUAACGACACCAUACUUGAUGAACAAGUGAUUGAAGAUUGUAAAGCUCCUGAUAACACACCACUACUGAAUGUACCAACCUUCAACUCUGCUACGAAACAUGCUCACUGUGAUAACAGCACCGGAGAUUCGAGUGAGCCCAAUUGUACGAACUGCGGCAUUAUGUGUCGACGACAGCCCACCUGUUCGACAAACUCUGAAAACGGGGAGGAGAAUUUUAUCACCUCGACAAAGAGUACUAAGCCGUCGCAAGGUCACGUUCUCACGUUAUCCGGCUCCACCCAAAGCUCCUCGGUGGGGGUGCGCUCUUCGGCGCCGCAUUCUUGGAUAAUAGGGACACCUCUCCCGGGAAGUGUCGCCAACAAGGCCUCAGCGCAUCCCAACUGCACCCCCCCGCUGCCACACUCCAACCCCAUCCAACGGGGCUUUAGCGCUCUCUCUAGGGUGAACCCCCCACACACCACAACGACAACUGCUGUGUUGCCCGUCUUCAGCAAGAGAGCCUCCUUGACAGGCAGCAUGAUGGCGGCCGGCUCUGCUGUGGAUGUUCGUUCCUCAGGGAGCGAUAUCUCCUCCGUGUUUAGCGCGGCCCCUGUUGACGUGCAGGAGAUGCUGCGGGAACUGCGAGCGGCAAAGGAGGCACAUGUUGGGAUGGCCCAGAGCCAUGUCACUUGGAAUGAGUUAGUGGACAUCCUAGAAAGCGUCUCUUUCCCCACACAAGAUGCCACGCUCCUGUCCGAUCUCUUCGAUGAAUUGUGGAAGAAUCAGCAAAAACAGGAGCGGAUGCUUAUCUCUGAUACAGAGCCUGCUGUGAGCAAGUGCAACUCCCCAAUGACACCACCAUUAUGGACCUCUGGGGGUCUAGGACGCAAGCAGCAUUACGUCUGCUCCCCUUUCGAUGGGAAGCCUAUGUACUCCACGGAGGGCACCGGCAGGGGCGGCUUCCCACGUGUCCAAGCAAAUCAUAGUGUAGUCCAGAGCUCAGCAGUUGAAGCGGUGAAAGGCCUAACAACAUCUGAAAAAAGGGCAGCAUUGCCCAGGACGUUACAGGAUCAACCGCCUAUCCCAGCGGUGCGCUUUGAAACCUUUUUGGCGUGCAUGUCCUACAAGAUUCAGGGGCGAUACCCUGUGGAGGUUAUUCGGCAAGCUUUCUUCGAUCUUGUGGAGGAGUGUGGCGUCACACACACCGUCGCCAGUGAUACUGUGAGUCACAAACUGGGGUUAGUCCUCGAAUCAGCACCCCCCUCCAUGGCGCUCCUACAAUCUGCCAAAGAGCUGAAGAAUCAUUCGCAGAAGCGUGGCUGUGGGAGCUUGUCGCGAGGCAAAAGCAACGACCCCUCCCUCGCCUCUGGGUGCCACGACCGCAGUGAAGAGGCGCACCCGCUGUCGUCGGCGUCCUGCACCGACGUUGCCGCGGAGCCGUCCGUGUCGCUUGAGCUAAGCAACAUCGCCGAUGCAAACCCUGAUAUUGGCAACGACGGCCAAACAAAGGGGCAGGAGUCUCUGAUGUCAGUGAAGUUGCUUCAAGAGGAUGGAAAAGAGAGUUUUGGCACGAACAAUUCAUCCGCUGGAACCGCCGUCAUGAAGGAGACCUCACAGAUAACGUCUAACCUGACAACUCAUAUUGACUUUAUGGGCAGCAUCACGAGCUCCAGCCGACUCUUCUCGCCGCACUUGGCUGUCAUGACACAGACGGUGCCGCUUCGGGUGUGUGUGGUGGAGGGCCUUCAAGGUCUACUUGGCCUGAGUGAUUUUGACGGUAAAGAUGUUGCCAAGGCCCUCAUAAUGGCGGAGCAGCCUCUGCAAAAUCUCGACUAUCACUGCCACCUGGACGAAUUCAUACGGCUUGUGCACUGUAUGACAACGGUGAUGAAUAGGAAGGCCAUGAACUCCAGCCAUUCUUCCAAAGCGGGGAACCUGCAUUCCACGUUAAUCCGAAGCACGGUAAGCGUGACAGCUUCUGGCAAUGCCGGAUAUAGUUGCAGCAGUAAUAAUAACAACAGUAUGAGUCGGAGCGAGAACGAAGGGAAUCCGGUCGUGUUUUCGUUGAACGUCGACUAUGCGGCACGAUAG